UUAAAUGGACUUGGAUUGAUCAAGGGGGAGUGUUAAAAUAUGUGUGUUCAAUCCCCUCCAUGGGAUGCGAUAGUUUCUCCACAAGGGACGCACCCCUUGAGAAGGCACUAGUUCGCCUGUAUAUAUAAGCACUGUCUUCCCUGCAAUAAAGACAACUGUCAUUCUGUCUCUGGCAUUUACACAAUCUCUGAGUCUCGUUACCACUACGCUCUAAUACAAACAAGGAUUCAAAGCACAAGCGCUUACACCACUAAACCUCAGAGCCACUCCACUUCGAUAAUAAUUCCCCAAAGCAAACGUUCUGCCAUCAUAUUCAUACAGCACUAAUAAGUUCGUUCGCUUCACAUCCACACUCCCGCCGGCCGCGCGCUUUGUCUUCUCCCGCUUGGUGGUGUUCCUCGACAGGAGUUUCCACUCCAGGCGCUUGGUGGUGGGGGUCCGGAUGAGCCGGGGGAGCAGGCUCCGGUGGCUGUGGCGUGCGCCGGCGCGGGCGCUCGGCCGGGCGCGGGACCUGUACGUGCGGGGGCUCACGGGGUGCGCGCGCUACGUCCCCUCCGACGCCGCGUUCGGGUACCCCGUGCUCGUGCCGGCGCCGCCGCUGUCCAGGAGCCACAGCGUCGACUGGGGCCGCGGAGCCGCCGACGAGGACCUGCGCGAGCUGGUCCGCGCCGCGUCGCAGCGCCGCGUGGUGGAGCAGCGUCGCGCCGAGCUGCGGGCCGUGGCCAGGAGCCAGAGCAUGGCCGCCUCGCUCUCCAUGGGGCGGAUCGACGAGGACGCGCCGUGCGAGCUCGGCGCGGCCGCCGGCGACGGCCCCGGAGCGCUGUGCCCGAGGAGCCAGAGCUGCGUCGGCGACGCCGCGGGGAGGAGGGCCCUCGCCCGCCGCGGGCACGGCAAGCUGGUGCCCUCGGUGGUCUGACGGAGCGGCUGCCCGGUCGCCGUCGUCGGUGACACGGUGUGUGCGAUUGUGUUGUGCGUUGUCUUUAUUGCUGAGUCUGGUCAUGUCAAUAUGCGAAAAAGUUGCAUGGUUUUGCUGUCUACCGAACGUGCAAGCAGCAUCUGCCGUCGUUUCACCGUUGGAUUGCCUAGCUAGUCAUGCACAAGUAGCAUUUUCACUGGGCGCUCUUGGGCCCUUUAAUUUUGGCAAAAUUUAUGUCCA
Zea mays is the source of this 1156-nucleotide messenger RNA. RefSeq lists its product as uncharacterized. The record is from RefSeq and is a predicted model, not a curated record. The coding region runs from base 443 to 916 and encodes 157 amino acids. NCBI's taxonomy places the organism in Eukaryota, Viridiplantae, Streptophyta, Magnoliopsida, Poales, Poaceae. The transcript has a single exon.